CGGUUCUGCUUGUUGUGAUUUUGCAUUUUUCUGGACAGAUUCGUGUCACUGCCGGUCAAGACACCAAUGUCAGAUACAUUUUAUAUGAUGUCAAUCCCGGAGAGGGUUUCAAUUUGAGGCGAGACGUGUUCAUGCGAGUCGCCGUCUUUGUCAAGAAGUUAAACCAAGCAAAACGUGGCAAAUUUGUUUUGGUUCUACCUCCCUGGGGCCGAUUGUUUCAUUGGCAAACUCGGGAGCUGGGACGUCAAGUCAAGAUUCCUUGGAAGUCUUUCUUUGAUGUGAACAGCAUCCGUCGAUAUGUUCCUGCUAUUGAGCUCGAAGAGUUUUUGGAACGCGAAGGUCCCAUUAUUGAUACAGUGCUCUACCUUCAAUCUUAUAAGGAAGGCUGGGAAGGGAACUUUGAGUACAAGCACGACUUUCGAGAAUGCUUGUCUGAGAAUCAUCCUUACGUAAAAGAGGAAGAGUUUUUCAGCGGAUGGUUCUGGGAUUACGAGGAGAUUAAAGCCAGAAAUUUUCAAUGCCUAUCCGUUCAAGGGCCCACGUCGGUGAUCAAAGAUCUGAUAUUAAACGAUAUGGGCGGUCAAAGAGCCAUCAUGUUGGAUCGAGCCGAGAAUCUGUUGCAUGACUACUUUGGUGAUGCCGAAUAUUGGAUGGCAAGGCGAUCCAUGAGGUUUGCAGACGAUUUAGUCCAAGUGGCGGAUGAAUUUCGAGAGAAAUUUCUGAGCUCUAACAACGCCAUAGAUAACACUGUUAUUUCGAAAAAAUGGGAAGAUCAUGAAGCAAUCAGAGAACCAAGGGGAGGGAACUACUUGUGCGUUCAUCUAAGGAGAAAUGAUUACGUGUACUCUCGCAAGAAACAAAUCCCUUCUUUGACGGGUGCCGCAGAGCAAGUCCGAAACAAGCUCGUGGAUAAAGGACUAACCCGUGUCUUUGUUUCCACUGACGCAAGCGUGGAGGAAUUCAACGAGUUUAAAGUGGCUUUAGACGAUUCAUUUGAAGUUCUCAAGUACACUCCUGAUCAUGAGACUUUGCUCAGGGUCAAAGAUGGAGGCGUAGCUAUCAUUGAUCAGCUCAUCUGUUCGCGAGCCAGGACGUUCUUGGGCACACCUGAAUCCACGUUUACGUUCAGAAUUCAAGAAGAGCGGGAAAUAUUGGGUUUCCCGCUAGAGGAGAACUUCAACAUGCUCUGCCCUGAUGACAAGCCCCAUUGUGAAAAGGCCUCUCAAUGGAAGAUCGUGUACCCGCCCAAAAAACCGCGGGCGUCCUUUGAAGAUACAAAACCGACUCCUGAGCAUCUCGAGUUGUGAAACUUGCCAAGCUAGCCAUAUCAUGCCUUAUACAUACACUAAGGGUUCAAUAAAUCGAAUUACUCACUGAACUUGAA
Messenger RNA from Tigriopus californicus, 1384 nucleotides. RefSeq names its product GDP-fucose protein O-fucosyltransferase 2-like. Gene Ontology annotation, biological process: protein O-linked glycosylation via fucose. The record is from RefSeq and is a predicted model, not a curated record. NCBI's taxonomy places the organism in Eukaryota, Metazoa, Arthropoda, Copepoda, Harpacticoida, Harpacticidae. Gene Ontology annotation, molecular function: peptide-O-fucosyltransferase activity.